CGUCGCCGUUACCUCCGCCUCCAAUCUCUCUCCUCACCCCGCCAAAUUCUUUCUUUGGUACACUUGAUGACUUGCAAACGGUUCAGGCUCCAAGGGUUCGGAGCUUCCCCCAUGUAGAUGGCAAUUAUGCUGUACAUGUUUACAUCCCAGAAGUUUGACAAGAUGGCUCUGAUGAGGGAGCAGCUCCGUGCUCGGCUAGCUUCUAGCAAGACGUCCGUCCCAGAGAAGAACGAGGGUUCGAUGGCUAAGAAGUUUGACAGGAUGACUCUGAUGAGGGCGCAGCUCCGUGCUCGGCUAGCUUCUAGCAAGACGUCCGUCCCCAAACAGAAGGAGGGUUUGAUGGCUCAGAAGUUUGACAGGAUGACUCUGAUGAGGGCGCAACUCCGUGCUCGACUAGCUUCUGGCAAGAUGUCUUUCCCCAAGGCACCUGGGCAAUCAAAGGCGAGCCCCAAGGCACCUAGGCAGCGAGAUGAGGUGAUGCAGGAUAACAUGGUUGAGCAGGAUCAGGGUGUGCACCACACGGAGGAUAGGGUCUUCUCGCAGGUGAGUGGCUCGCCGGUUCUGCCCGGAUAUAAGAGGAUGAGGACGGAAGAGGAUGAGUCAUCAUCUGGUCCUACAACGGCUUUCUUUUUGUCGGACUCUCGUGAGAGGCAAAGACGAGUUGUUCGAUCUAUGAAUGUCUUGUGUAGGGAUGCAGAUGAGGACUAUCUUGAUUCGAUGGAUCCUACACAGGAGGUGAAUGAGAUGCACCAAGCGUGGGCUGAGUUUUCCAUUCGUGCCACAUCCAUGAUGCGCCGCUAUCGCUACUUCAGAGAAUUACAAGACAAGGUGGAUGAGCUGGAGGCUUCGGCUAAGAAGCACGUUCCGGAGGUAGCGACGGUCAAUGCCAAGAUCACGCGCCUGGAAGGCAUGUACAACCUUGCUGAUAGCCAAGCUAAGGCGGAUGUGAAGAGGAUAGCUAGUCUGAAGAACCGAAAUAACGGGAAGAAGAAAAUUGCGGCCUUGGCAAUAAAGGUGGCUAAGCUGAAGGAGGAGCUAGAACGAGCUAAAGAGUCGGCCAGUGCUUCUAGGCAGACGCAUGUAGACGAGUGGCAAAAGUCUGAAGAUGGGGUGACCUAUCUAGCUGAUGUCGCCCAACGGUCCAUGGACAUUGGUGAAAAGACCACUCAUGACAGGAUGAGGGAGGCUCUUAAGCGCUGUUUCCCCGAAGUUGACUACAAUAUCGUUUGGGAUGAGUGUGAAGCUAUUCGGUUGGCUGAGGUGGAUGCAUUGGCUCAAGAGAUAUAUGAUCUUGAGCACUUCAGGCUUUAUUAAAUGCGGGCGCGACUCAAGAUGGGGCAGCUGAGUAUGGGAUUGGCCCGAUGUGUAUGUCUACCUGGAUGGCAACGUGGAUAUUGGUGAUCCUAUAGGUGGGAACCACCUCCUCACAGUAUCUUCGAGAAUGGUAUGGGGUACUCUGACUCGAGUAGGAGUUCUCCAUGGCCGUGGUGGUGGCUAGUGGUUUUGCUUGUAGGAUUUUGGGCAACUGUUGCUCCUUAGGAUUUUAUCUCUCCCCCCCCCCCCCCCCCCCUCCCCCGAAGUAUGAGCAAUGUUGCCUUUGUAGUGUGUUUUUACCCGAAGUAUGGGCAAUGUUGCAUUUGUAGUUUGUUGUUUUCGAAGUAUGGGGAAUGUUGCCUUUAUAGUUUGUUGUUUUCCGAACUAUGGGCAAUGUUGCCUUUGUAGUUUGUUGGCGUUGCCUAUACAUCUGGGGUGAGUAUUGGCUCUACUAAUGAAAUAUCUAACUUUUUCUA
Spinacia oleracea (spinach) is the source of this 1790-nucleotide messenger RNA. RefSeq lists its product as uncharacterized. The coding region runs from base 118 to 1314 and encodes 398 amino acids. Gene Ontology annotation, cellular component: nucleus. Lineage: Eukaryota; Viridiplantae; Streptophyta; Magnoliopsida; Caryophyllales; Amaranthaceae. Gene Ontology annotation, biological process: U6 snRNA 3'-end processing. Gene Ontology annotation, molecular function: 3'-5'-RNA exonuclease activity. The record is from RefSeq and is a predicted model, not a curated record. The transcript is spliced from 5 exons.